Sipha flava (yellow sugarcane aphid) is the source of this 806-nucleotide messenger RNA. Its product is annotated as platelet-activating factor acetylhydrolase IB subunit beta-like. The transcript has 4 exons. The record is from RefSeq and is a predicted model, not a curated record. Lineage: Eukaryota; Metazoa; Arthropoda; Insecta; Hemiptera; Aphididae. The coding region runs from base 74 to 754 and encodes 226 amino acids.
AUUACUUUUACCUGUAUUAAAUUUAACUUAACAUUUUUAAAAUUACUUAAAUUAUCUCAUUUUAAGUAAAAAAAUGAAUCCUUGUAUAGUUCCUGAGGUUCCCAUUGAUGUACAAGGUGACAACAGAUGGAUGAGUCAGCAUGAACGGCAUGUAUCUGAAGCUAAAGAACGUGAACCAGAUGUUAUUAUGAUUGGAGAUUCAAUUAUUCAGAAGCUACAAACAUGCCCUAUAUGGAAUGAUUUAUUUGAACCUUUACAUUGUUUAAAUUUUGGUAUUGGUGGUGAUCUUACCCAGGGUGUAUUAUGGAGAAUCCAGAAUGGUAUUCUUGACAAUAUUAAACCUAAAGUAUGUAUACUUCAUGUUGGUACAAACAACUUUGGCAAUUCUCCUGAAGAAAUAUCUGAAGGAAUUUUAACCAUUAUUAAAGAAAUCAGAUCCAAGCUCCCUGAUUGCUACAUUAUUGUAUUGGAUUUAUUACCUCGUGGUGCUAAGCCUAAUCCAUUACGUGUUCGUAAUUCUAAGGUUAAUGUAAUAGUACAUGAAAAAGUAAAAUCAAUUUCUCGUUUAGAAGUGAUAACUGUCAAUACAGGUUUGUUGCAAUCAGAUGAUACACUCAGUGCUCAAGAUAUGCUUGAUUACUUACAUCCAACUGAUUCAUGUUAUCGUAAAAUAUUUGAACCUGUACAUGAAUUACUUUUACAAAUUCUUGGUGAAGCUAAAGAUAUUGAUAAAGAAUUAAUCAACACUCAGUAAUAAUUAAAUAAGGAUUUUUUUUAUACGCACAAAAGAAUUGCAUUUUAUAUUG